AUGGCUUCAUCUGAUUCUUCUCACUUCUUGAACAACUUUAAGAUUCCCGAUUACAUUCUUGUAUCUGAGUCCAAGGUUGAUGAUGCUGGUGAUCGUGAUCCUCAGUGUCCGGUGUUGGUUUUUGUUAACUCCAAGAGUGGUGGUCAGCUUGGAGGGGACCUCUUGAAAACGUACCGUGCUGUUCUUAAUGAAAAACAGGUCUUUGAUUUGGGGGAACAGUCUCCUGAUAAGGCGCUGAUAUCAAUCUAUGCUAAUUUGGAAAGCCUCAAGCUUCGGGGUGAUCAAUUUGCUGCAAAGAUUAUGAAGAGGUUGAAGUUGAUUGUUGCAGGGGGUGAUGGAACAGCAGGGUGGCUGCUUGGAGUUGUUUGUGAUCUCAGAUUAUCUCAUCCUCCACCGAUAGCCACGGUUCCCUUGGGCACAGGGAAUAAUCUACCUUUUGCGUUUGGCUGGGGGAAGAGGAACCCGGGGACAGAUCAACGCUCAGUUGAGGCAUUUUUAGACCAAGUCAUGAAAGCUAAGGAAAUGAAAAUAGACAACUGGCACAUUCUCAUGAGGAUGCGAGCUCCAAAAGACGGUCCCUGUGAUCCAAUUCCACCACUUGAGCUACCUCAUUCUUUGCAUGCCUUCCAUCGUGUAUCUGAAGGAGAUGAACUUAAUAUGGUAGGUUGCCACACUUUUCGUGGGGGAUUUUGGAAUUACUUCAGCAUGGGAAUGGAUGCUCAAGUGUCUUAUGCAUUUCAUUCUGAACGAAAGUUGAAUCCUGAAAAAUUCAAAAACCAGUUGGUUAAUCAGAGUACUUAUGCUAAGCUUGGAUGCACACAAGGAUGGUUUAUGGCUUCUCUAUUCCAUCCUGCUUCUAGGAACAUAGCACAACUUGCAAAAGUAAAAAUCAUGAAGAGACAUGGUCAAUGGCAAGACCUAUACAUACCUCCCAGCAUCCGGUCAAUUGUAUGCCUUAACUUGCCCAGCUUUUCUGGUGGAUUGAAUCCAUGGGGUACGCCGAACACGAAGAAGCAGCGUGAUAGAGAUUUGACACCACCAUAUGUAGAUGAUGGCCUUCUGGAGGUUGUUGGUUUUAGAGAUGCGUGGCAUGGGCUUGUUUUGCUUGCUCCAAAGGGACAUGGAACUCGUCUUGCUCAGGCACACAGAAUCCAGUUUGAGUUUCGCAAAGGUGCAGCUGAUCAUACAUUCAUGAGGAUCGAUGGGGAACCUUGGAAGCAACCUCUUCCAGUUGAUGAUGAUACUGUUGUGGUAGAGAUUUCUCACCUUGGCCAGGUUAACAUGCUUGCCACUCUUAAUUGCAAGUCAAAAAGUGUGUAUGAUCCGUCAUCACCACACCGCCAUGACGAUGAGGAAGAUGACAGUGAUGAAGAAGACUCUAUAGCAGAGGAAUUUCGGAAGUUUGGUGCAGCAGAUACAUUUAGAAUCCCAGAUGAGGUCGAUCUUUCUCAUCUUAGUUAGGUCCUUCACUAGUAAGCCAUUCUUUAAUGUUAUGCGGUUUACAUUUCCUACACCAGUUAACCCCUUACAAAUAUUUGUUUUUGUUUCUACCAAUAUUACAACGGAUUUGCUCAAUUCUAUCAGCGAACGGGAUACUUGUAUUGAGAUACAAUAAU
Gastrolobium bilobum is the source of this 1616-nucleotide messenger RNA. RefSeq names its product diacylglycerol kinase 5-like. The coding region runs from base 1 to 1461 and encodes 486 amino acids. The transcript is spliced from 12 exons. The record is from RefSeq and is a predicted model, not a curated record. Lineage: Eukaryota; Viridiplantae; Streptophyta; Magnoliopsida; Fabales; Fabaceae. Gene Ontology annotation, molecular function: ATP-dependent diacylglycerol kinase activity.